AUGGCUUUUUGUGAUUUACGAUCCACAAUACAAUGGAUGCAAACACCAGGGUCAACAACCAACUGUCUACCUGGAUUGGAAUAUUUGACUCAGAUAAAUCACUUACUAGUGUGUCGAUGUUUUGAUCAUCUGGAAGUCAACAGUGGUUUUGAAACAAACAAAACAUAUGAUGUCAUGAACAAUCAAGGACAGAGAAUUUAUUUUGCAGAAGAGAAAAGUAAUUGUCAGAAACUUGUGUGACCUUGGAGGCCUCUUACCAUGACAAUUUAUGAUAGUGUAGGCUGUCAUGUGAUUGCUAUGCAUAAAGCUCUAAGAUGGAACUGCUGCUGGAGUAACUGCUGCCUACAAAAGUUAAAAGUUGAGGCUCCUCCUGGAGAAAUAAUUGGAUAUGUUUAUCAAUACUAUCACCCAUAUUUACCAAUGUUUAAAAUAAAAAAUGAGAAUAAGAAAGAUGUAAUGAAACUCAAAGGGCCAUGUGUGGUUUCUAGCUGUCUCGGAGAUCUAAAUUUUAAUUUAUUAUCCCUGGAUGAAGAAUUGGUUAUUGGUAAGAUUUUAAAUCAGUGGGCUACAUUUACAAGGGAACUAUUUACCAAUGCCAAUAAAUUUGAAGUCCAGUUUCCAUUUGAUCCUGAUGUUAAAAUAAAAGCAUUGUUGCUCGGAGCAAGUUUCCUCAUUAGAAUUUUAAAAGCUUCAAGAGAAAAACAACUUAUUAUGUACAAAGGAACACCCAUGAGACUAUCAGCAAAUGUUUUAGUAGAAAUUCUGGAGGCCAGAAAUGAGAGGUACACAGAGAACAAACUUGUGGUUGCCACAAAAGAGGGGGAUGGAGUAGGACAGACGGAGAGUUUGGGCAUCAUGUUCCUAGACCUGGCUGAUGGCCCGAAUUAUCACUUUAGCGCCUUGUUAAAGAUUCCUGGAAGCAUGCCCCCAGAUCUUUUAAAUCAUAAUCUCAAGGAGUGA
Messenger RNA from Phacochoerus africanus (Common warthog), 960 nucleotides. RefSeq names its product phospholipid scramblase 2-like. The record is from RefSeq and is a predicted model, not a curated record. Gene Ontology annotation, biological process: plasma membrane phospholipid scrambling. Gene Ontology annotation, molecular function: phospholipid scramblase activity. NCBI's taxonomy places the organism in Eukaryota, Metazoa, Chordata, Mammalia, Artiodactyla, Suidae. Gene Ontology annotation, cellular component: plasma membrane.